Molecule: messenger RNA, 2181 nt
Organism: Microplitis demolitor
Lineage: Eukaryota; Metazoa; Arthropoda; Insecta; Hymenoptera; Braconidae
Product: transmembrane protein 268
Exons: 6
Coding region: 253-1695 (480 amino acids)
Source: RefSeq, a predicted model, not a curated record
CAGUAGUCGGUAGUCAGUACUCAGUAUUUUAUUGUUCCUCAACCCACACCUAAAACUCGCGUUCUGAUGUCGCGAUCACAAGACCUUAGACAUUUAAUAUCUACCAGGUGUUGGCUGGUGAAAGUAUGACGAGAGAUUUUUUAGAAGGUUGCAGCAGCGUGAGAAACAUUCCUCUUUGACACCGAGCAAAGCUGGACGUUAUAUUUUAAAAAAUAUUUAAAAUCUUAUAUUGGAUUUACGACAAAUACUAAAAUGAGUUCACCAAAGUCUAAAGAUACGACUGACGAUGCUGGGAUCACUGAUAUUGCAGCUAAAACCAAGAACUGGGUCCAAUUUGAGGAAGAACCAGCUCCUAAAUUAUCGCAAGACACUACAGUACCUGCUACUAUUAAACCUGAGACAGUAACAGUCAGCAUUGAUAAGAUUGUCAAGGAAGCUGAAGAAAAAGAUAUCGCUGCUCCCUCGGCUAGUAUUCCUACCGGCGUUCCUGGUAAUUCAAAUAAAAAAAACGAGUACAGCGGAGCUGUGAUAGCAACCGAAUCCGUCCAAAUAAAUUUAGAUAGAUCAGGACUGAGCAGGUCGAUGUCCAAUGAAAGUCCUGAAGCAAACGUGCCGUCAGAUGUUAAAGUUUCAGACCCUAAGAGUGCAUCUCUGAAAACCAUCGACCUUCGAGACACUUCCAAUGGUCGCAGUGCUAAUGUAAAUAAUGUUAUCAACACACCGAUCGGCAACAUAAGACGAGGAUUUGCAAACGGUGACACUAUCGUAACAUUACUGCCGGUUAACACGCGGUGGCCUUGGAUUACCCCAGCUAAAUUUCGCCCUGAAUUAGUACCGGAAGAACUUAUGGCUCAAGGUCUUACGUUAACAGUAGAAGAUUACGUCCAUGUGAUGGAGUUGCUGGUCAACGAUGUGCGUUUUAAUAUGUACAAUAUUUGCUACAAACGUAUACUUGUGCUGUGGAUUUUCACAGCUUUUGUUAUUCUUCUUGGUCUAUUAUUUUCUGGUCUCGCUGGACUCACGUUAUUCGGCCUUGGGAUUAUGUGGUUGAUAUUAAAUGCAGCAGCAAUAUUUUUAUGUAUGUUUAUAAAGAUAAAACUAAACCAUAAUUUAGAAAAAUGCAUGGCUCAAGUAAACAAACAUUUAUUACGUCAUAAGAUACUUGUUGGUUUGGAUGACAGAGGAAAAAUAUCAUGUCACAAAGUUAAUUUAUGCUUCAUCUACUUCGACACGACCGACUGCGUAAAAAAAUUGCAAGAAGUUAUCGAGAGAGAGGAGCGUGAGGGCAGAGUAAUUGGAGGUGAAGAAACUAAUGACAUGCAACGACGCAGACAAGAAUUGCAACAACGAAUGGAUAUUGAUGAUACCGAUAUCGUCAUACAGGGCAGCACCACUACCAGGUUAUCACGCAAGCAGGAGCGGGCGGAGUUGCUGUUACUGAGGUACGCCUCGCGUUGGACACGUCAAUUAGUUCGGCACAGACUCGACCUGGUGGUAGACUCGCAGGAACGGAAUAGAGCUUAUGUGGGACCAGCAAUUCCUCCGCGUCACUGCGUCUCCGCCCGCUGUCCUUGUCAGUUUAUCGAGGAUCAUCUCAAAUACAAACCCCGAGGCUAUCCGCCAGGUUUUACAUGGUGUGCUUACCUUAGCGAUCCUGCUGUUAGGUUUGACCCAACAUACAGCCCAAGUCCGUAAAAUAGAGUUUAAUUAUUUUUUAUUUCAAAUAAUCGAUGCCUCGCCUUUUAUUUUAAUUAUUAAAUUAAAUUAUUCAUUUUUAAUACAUUGUUAAUUGAUAUUUUGAAAUGUAGUGUCAUAUAUUAUUAAUUUUGUCGUACAUUUAAAUAAUUACUUUAGCGUAUGCUUUGAUGUUAUUGUCAGAGUGUGAAUGAACAGCCUUGUAUGUUAAAAAAAAAAAAAACAAGACAUAUCGUACUAUAUUGUGUCGUACUACAUUUUACAUAAUACAUUAUUAUAAUUAUAAUUAUGAUUAUUAUUAAUUGUUAAAUGGUAUUAACAGUUACUUUGUAUCUGUCAAUUGUGAAAAAUAUUGUGCCUUACCUGUCUGAUCAACAGUCUGGUGAACAUUAAUUCGAUAAUUUAUUAUUAAUCCGUCCAUAUUGAAUCUGUUUAAUCAUUCCAAUCAAAUUAUGUGCAGUACAAAUUGUGUAAUUGUUAAUAAUA